UGGUAUGUAAGCUUGGUAUGUUUGUAAGUAUGUAAGUAUGGUCUCAGGACUAUGAGGAAGGAUGGUCCCCCCAGAGGCUGGGAGUGAGCUUUACAGUGGGGGAAGGAGUUCCAGGAAAAGAAGUGGUUCUGUUGAGGAUGUAAGGGGGUGGUUUUGAGGGUCCCCAAAGGAACCCAGGCCUUUGGCCUCCCCUGCCCCCAAAGCAUUACAUUAUUUCCUCCAGCUUGUCUUCAUGUCUCUUCUGGUCCCAUCUCAGUCACCAAUUUGCUGUAUGAUUUUGGACCCCCCUGUGGCUACAGCCUUUCAACGUCAGUGAAUGAGAGGAGUCUGGAUUAUAAUCUUUGAAGGCUAUAAAGUCUACAACUCCUCUCAAAAGGGUGAUACUUCUCAGCUGAGAGAGAGAGAGGUCUCCCUUUAGCUUAAUCAAAUUCAUCACUCUUAACCUCUGCCGCUGAGAAAUUAUCUCCAGAAGCACAAAAACAAAGAUGUGGAUUAUAGACCCAGGCUCUGCACUAACCAGCUACAUGAGAGUGAACACGAGGUUGUUCUCUCUGAGCCCUGAUCACUGUACGUGAAUGGGUUUCAAAGCUGCCGACCUCUCAAAUGAUCAAGUGAGAAGAUCAAAAAACAACUGUAGGCAGUGUGCUGAUCUCAGCAGCCUUUACUGUUUUCCUUCCACCCACUGGCCUGGGCCCCCUAGAAAAUGCCUUGCACGUAGUUAAUUUUUCAAAGACUUGUGCAAUUAAUAAUUAGAUUCUCUCUAAAGUUUUGGCCAACAUCUCCUCCUUCUAGGCCUGCACACCCCGUGGUCUUCAUUUGCCCCCAGGAAGUGCCCUGGCCCUGACCAGGCCAGGUGAGGGGAGCUGGCAGAGGUCUGGGGAGCUUCCAGCCUCACUGUGGCUCUCCUACCUCUCUUGGGUCCCUCCCCCAGCUCCACUUGCUGCAGAAAGAAGUCUCUGGGUUUAGUAAAGUUGGUGACUAUGGUGACUUUGUCUUGUUGAAGGAGGGAAAAGGAAACUAACCUUUACUGAGCACUCUAUACCAGGCUCCCCGACUUCUCCCCACAACCUAGUUGGUACUAUAGUUGGUACUAUCCCUGAUUCAAAGAUGAGACAGAGGUUAUGUGCUUUGCUCAAGGUCACAAAUGGAACCUGGUUGGUCUGAAUUAGUCACUCAUGCUACCCAGGAAAGAUUUCUCUCUGAGAUUUUUCUGGACUUGUGUCUGCACAGUUAAGCAUAGAGCUUGUAUCUGAUACCCAAGGGGAAGGGAAAGGCUGGUGAGCAACAAGAAUGUUCAAACCCUGAUGUGAAGAGGAGCUGUAGCAGUGAGGGCAUUAGAGCCCAUUUCAGGCUGUCACAGCUUCAGGAUCCCAAAGUCUGAGCAGGAAGUAGGUGCUGGAAGCCAUUUCCUGAAGAUGGGCCUAUUUUCUAUUAAAGAGCUCCAUCCUCAUGAGUACUGAACUCUCCAUGAUGAUGACAGAAACCCAUACUUAAUCAGGCAUGGUGAAGGGUUCAAAGGCAAGGCCAGUGCUAUGUCACUGUGCCAUUCUGUGAUCUCCUCCAGAGAACCAAACUGGUAUAAUUAUUCCUUGUCUCUACUGAAAAGGAUGGAACCAUCUGAAAGAAUGAAACUACCUCCCUGAAUUACUUUAAUAAAGUUUUUGAAAAAAUUAGCAUUACCUUAGAAACCUGGGAAUUAAAAUGAUUCUAGGGACGCCUGGGUGACUCAAUCGGUUAAAUGUCCGACUUUGGCUCAGGUCAUGAUCUCACGGUUCAUGAGUUUGAGCCUUGUGUUGGGCUCUGUGCUAACAGCCCAGAGCCUGGAGCCAGCUUAGGAUUCUGUGUCUCUUCUCUCUCUCUGCCCCUCCUCCACUUGUGCUCGCUCUCUCUCUCUCUCUCUCUCUCUCAAAAAUAAACAUUAAGAAAAAUUAUUCUAAGGAUAAGACACUUGUCCAAAGAGCUAAUAAUCACUUUGGUCCAUUUAGCUAGUGUGUGUUGAGUGCCUUUUAUGGGCCAAAUGUCUCAUGAAAUGUUGAGGAAAUAGGCAAAAAGAGAUCUUUGUACUCAUUGUGCCAUAGAAUAAUGGCAAAUUAAACAAGUAAACACUAAUAAAUGAAUAAUUAAAACUUGGGAAGGGGGCACCUGGCUGCCUCAGUCAGCGGAGCAUGCAACUCUUGAUCUCAGGAUUGUAAGUUUGAGCCCCACAUUGGGUGUGGAGAUUACUUAAAAAAUAAAAUCUUAAAACAACAACAAACAACAACUUGAGGAGCACAACAGGGAGUCGACAGAGAGAGUGGCCUCUGGUGAAGUGACAUUCAGGACACAAUAAAUGAAACGGCCCUGGCCAAGCUUUUCUCAUGCCUUAUCUCUUGGACCCGGAUGUUGGAUUUCCCUUGACCCUGUGCUUCUGAGUGGUCUGCUGAGGAACGAUGGGAGGACAGCCCAGCAGAGGGAAAACCCAGCCAAGCCCAAGUUCAAGCCCCUCUGUGCAAGGCCCAGGCCCUGUGCCCACGCAAGCAGAGAUGGAGACUGGUCGACGGUGGUGUCAGAAGUUUCAGGCAUAGAAUAUAACAUCCCCAGCAUCCACGUGGCCAAAAUCUCCCAUGGGUGGCUGUAUGAGGGCCUGAGCCGGGAGAAAGCUGAGGAACUGCUGUUGCUGCCUGGAAACCCCGGAGGGGCCUUCCUCAUCCGGGAGAGCCAAACCAGGAGAGGCUUUUAUUCCCUGUCAGUCCGCCUCAGCCGCCCUGCAUCCUGGGACCGGAUCAGACACUACAGGAUUCAGCGCCUUGAUAAUGGCUGGCUGUACAUCUCACCACGCCUCACCUUCCCCUCACUCCAGGCCUUGGUGGACCAUUACUCUGAGUUGGCGGAUGACAUCUGCUGCCUACUCAAGGAGCCCUGUGCCCUGCGGAGGGCUGGCUCACUCCCUGGCAAGCCUAUACCCCCACCUGUGAUUGUGCAGAGGACACCACUCAAUUGGAAAGAGCUGGACAGUUCCCUCCUGUUCUCUGAAGCACCUGGCACAGGGGAGGCCUCCCUCCUCAGUGAGGGACUCCGGGACGCCCUCAGCUCCUACAUCAGCCUGACUGAUGACAGCUCCUUGGAUGAUGCCAGGGACCAAAGCAGAGACCAAAAGGGAAUCCAAGGCUGCGGCACCUAGACUCCCAGCUCAGCUCAGCCGGAGCAUUCAAGGCAAUCCAGGGUCCCACCUAUAUCCUCUCUCAGCCCUAAGAAGUCACUUAACCUUCUCCCAGUGCCAUGAACCCACCUGUAACCUCUAGUUCAAAUACAGACCAGCUGAAAAUACGGACAGGGCUCCGAAGAGACUAAACCUCUGGGGUUUGACCCAGUCAGUACCUGAGUUUGGGAUUUCCAGUACCAUCUUCCACCCCUGCCUGUUGAGUCCCCUUCUAUACCUCCAUAGCCCCACCCAUGAGGUAGAAACCACCACUAGCAUCAAGAAAAAAAAAAUCAUUUAAAGAGAAUUUACAUGUCUCACAAUACCAUACCUCAGAAGGUAGGAUUAUAGCCUAGAAGGGACAGGAAAGCAGAAGGGAUGGAUAUCUUACCCAGCAACAGAAUCCAGGAUGUCCAGCCCCUAUCUGGCCCCCAGAACAAAGAGGACCUCUGACAGUCCAAGUUGUCAAACAGCCUCAUCAAGCCUCUUCUCCAGAUAGUCCUAGCUCUGAGUUCUUUCGUUUUGUGGCUUAUCAUUUGAACCUAAGCUUUCCUGGCUACAAUGGCCUUGCCAUCUUGUGGCCAAAUGCAAAAUGGCACCUUCUGGGCCUAGCACACUGUAGUGAGGUCAGUCAUGUCUCUCAGUGCAGGACAGGGGUAUCAGAAGUCGGUAAGCCUCUCUCCACAAAGCUAAGGCCACAGCCUACACCAACUCUAGCCCCUCACUUCCCUGCUGCCCAUUAAGGAAAAGAGGCCUGGCUGGAGCUGCUAUAGGAGCAGGGGGAAGAGGAAGGGGAAUGGAGAUGGAGGGCAGGGUUUGGAGGCAAGAUAUUAGGUGGGAAAGGCUUUAACAGGUAUCAUCAACAGAUUCUCAAUUAAAGAUUUGAUUUAUUCAAGUAUCUGAAAACAUUCUACAAUGGAAAUUGUUAUUAGAUGGUGCCUGUACUGUGCUAUGGACCACGCACAUACUGCCAUACUGUUUUCAGAAGACUUGAAAUGCCACUGAUAGUUUAAAAACUGUACACGUGAUGGAGAAGUGAGGAAGACAAUGUUUCAUCCGAAUCCAGAGGUGCAUCAAAUUGAACGACAGCUCCAGUCAGCAAACAGGUGUUUCAUGAUGAUAUCCAAGAAGAAAUGGUUGGUGAUGGACAAUUCAGAAAUGCUUCCCCAAAAGGUGGAUGGUUCUUUAAAAAGUUUCAGAUCACAACCCUUGCAGAAAACACUGACGCCUGACACACUGAUUCUUGGUCCAAGAAACAUG
Messenger RNA from Acinonyx jubatus (cheetah), 4438 nucleotides. RefSeq names its product Src like adaptor 2 (gene SLA2). Gene Ontology annotation, molecular function: protein binding. NCBI's taxonomy places the organism in Eukaryota, Metazoa, Chordata, Mammalia, Carnivora, Felidae. The transcript is spliced from 7 exons. Bases 2330 to 3160 code for a protein of 276 amino acids. The record is from RefSeq and is a predicted model, not a curated record.